AUGGCGGGCGCAGGGUACGGCGCGAGCGGCGCGAGGGGCGAGUCGAUCGUGCCCAAGCCGCUGUGGCAGCGGUGGCUGUGGGACACGACCGACGCAGAGCGGCGCGUGUGGGAGCACAAGCGCGGCGUGGGCAUGCAGCGGUGGCCUUUCGCGAGUUGGGGCCUCGCCGUCGUCAUGGUCAUUGUCAUGAUCGUCGAGCUCGUCCGCAUGAACUCGUACACGGGCUCGCCCAUCCAGACCAAGCCCUCGUUCAACGUCAUGAUUGGUCCCUCGGGCGCCGUCCUCAUCAACCUCGGCGCACGCUUCGCCGGCUGCAUGAAGCGACGCUCUCGUCGGCCGACCCUACCUGUGCGUCCCCUCUCUUUCUCUUCCACCGUCAGACCCCAUCUGACCCAUGUCUCGACAGGUACCAUGUCGGAUAUCUGCGGCUUUGGCGGGUUCGACAUUGUCGACGGCCCGGGCGGCCCCGACCAGUCGUUCCGAUUCUUCGUCCCCAUCUUCCUCCACGCCGGCGUCGUCCACCUCCUCCUCAACAUGCUCGCUCAGUGUACGAGCUCGGGUCAAGUCGAGCGCAUGAUGGGCACGCCGCGCUUCCUCGUCGUCUAUUUUGCGUCGGGCCUGUUCGGCUUUAUUCUCGGCGCCAACUUUGCGCUCGUCGGCCUCCCGAGCGUCGGCGCGUCGGGCGCAAUCUUCGGCACGCACGCCGCCCUCCUCGUUGACCUUCUCGCACACUGGAAGAUCGAGUACCGUCCGAAGCGCAAGCUCCUGUUCCUCAUCGUCGAGAUCAUCGUGGGCAUCGGGCUCGGCUGGGUUCCCGGCGUCGACAACUUUGCGCACCUUGGCGGCUUCCUCGUCGGCCUCCUCACGUCGAUCCUCCUCUUCCCGAUCGUGCACCCGUCGCGCACGCACAAGCUCGUCUUUGUCGCCCUGCGCCUCGUCGCCCUCCCACUCGUCAUCGUCGUCUUUGUCGUCCUCACGCGCAACUUCUACACGGGCGACCCGGCAACGGCGUGCAGCUGGUGCAGGUACCUGUCGUGCUGGCCGACGAGCGCGAACAACCAUUGCAAGGGCACGGGCCUCACGACGGUCACGGCUUCGUCCUCGACAAUCACGUCCCUCGUCACCAUCCUCUUCUCGACUUUCGUCCUCCCUCUCCUCUGA
Rhodotorula graminis WP1 is the source of this 1161-nucleotide messenger RNA. RefSeq lists its product as uncharacterized. Gene Ontology annotation, molecular function: serine-type endopeptidase activity. The transcript has 9 exons. Gene Ontology annotation, biological process: proteolysis. The record is from RefSeq and is a predicted model, not a curated record. Gene Ontology annotation, cellular component: membrane. The coding region runs from base 1 to 1161 and encodes 386 amino acids. NCBI's taxonomy places the organism in Eukaryota, Fungi, Basidiomycota, Microbotryomycetes, Sporidiobolales, Sporidiobolaceae.